AUGGCCUGGUCUCGAGCUCGGCCAGCCCGAUGUGCUGCCGCGCUGCUGGCCGUGACCCUCUACAGGGCCAUCUCCGGCCGGCAGAUGGCUUUCCUUCCACCUCCCAGAGAGCGGGUGAUCUCAAAUAGGGAUGCGCAGAUGGCGGGAGUUUCCCUUGGCCUUGUGGCUGCAAAUCCAUCGCCCGCCCACGCCUUUGAGAUGCCGAACCUCGGCCAAUUCUUCAGCACAGUCUGGAAGGUUGUGUCGACGGGGAGCGACGAGGUCUACGAUCCCACGACCGAGGAGGGAGCCAAGGCUCUUGGCUUGGCGGUGCCUCUGCCAAAGGAUGGCUUUGGGGAGGUCACAACUGACGAUGUGCUGCCCUUUGCGCUGUUCUUGCUGGCGGCCCCUUCCUCAGUCGGUGCUGUUUCCAUCCCAAGUUCCAAAGCUGCAGGCACAGUGCUACAAGCAACCUUGAUUGCUUUUCCUUUCGUGAUAAUGGUGGUCACGUUGAAAGCCCUCGUGCAAGCCGACCAGUUGAGUCUUCAGGACUUGGACUUGAUCACUGAUGGCUCUGUCUACGGUGCCUUCAGCCUGGUUCUGAGCUUUACCUUGGUUUUUCGGUGCCAGCAAGCCUACCAGCGAUAUACUGCCUCGGCCAAAGCGAUGCACACUAUGAGCUCGGAAUGGAUAGAUGCCUGCGGCAGCUUGCUGUCUUUCGUCAAAGUUUCCAAGAAAUCUACUGGUGAGAGGCAGCAGUUUGAGGGCGUACUCGUCCGAUUGUUUUGCCUCAUGCAUGCAUGCGCCAUGGAGGAUCUCUGCAACAAGGGAGAUCACUUCAAGCUCCUGGACAUCGAGGCAUUCGUGACGGAGGACCUCGCUCUCUUGAAGCAGCCUGCAAAUGCGAACACGCUCGAGAAUCCCAAAUCCAUGCAGAUACAAUAUGUUUUCAUUUGGAUCAAGUAUUUGAUUGUGCAAGGGAUCGACAGUGGCUUGCUUAGCAUCCCACCGCCCAUCCUGACGCGCGUCUACCAGGAGAUUGGCGCGGGCAUGGCUGAGUUUCAUGAAGCGCAGAUGAUCUCGAUGUGGCCCUUCCCGUUCCCGUAUGCACAGCUUAGCCUUUUCCUUUCGGUGCUCCACUUGUUUUUGGCGCCGAUCAUCAUGGUGAAGUACACAAGUGGUGUAUGGGCAGCAGCGCUGCUGACCUACAUCUCCAUCGUAUGCGUUAUGUCCCUGAACAUCAUUGGGGUGGAGCUGGAGAAUCCUUUUGGGGAGGACACCAACGACUUGCCCUCCUUGGAGACGCACGAAGAGUUCCGCGCCAGCAUCAUGGCCCUGGCGGACCCGCACGCCUGGAUGGUUCCCCGCAUUAAGGGCUCCGCUUCCAUGGAUUUCGAGAAUCUGCGAGACCAUUCUGGCCGAAGGGUGAGCUUGAAGCAACACCUCAGUCAGGCCCAUCUGGAGGAGCACUGGCCCAGAAGCGAUCCCAAGGACGUGAAGGCCACCGACGCUGCAAAUGGUGAGCCUCAAAGUCACCAGCAAAGUCCCAGCCCAAAGUCUGCCCCAGCAGACCUGAGACAGGUGCAGGUGGAAGUCCUUGAGCAGUGGCUCAGUCGCCAGUCUACCAUGCUGGAAACCUUCCUCACCAAACAGCAGAGCCUGAUCGAGCAGAUGGCGAAAUACCGUCAUGUGGAGGUUCGAAGCCCUCCCUCAGUGUUUGGUCCCGAGGGCUGCUGCUCCGUCAGCGGCGUCCGACCCAGGCCUCUCGUUGCGUGA
This is a messenger RNA of Symbiodinium pilosum, 1755 nucleotides long. NCBI's taxonomy places the organism in Eukaryota, Dinophyceae, Suessiales, Symbiodiniaceae. The record is from the annotation of a GenBank genome assembly.